UCAUCACAGUGUAUUGAGUGUACUGACGCGCAGCAAACAUUAAACAACAAACAACAAUUUUUCUGUAUUCCUUGCUGACAAGUUUUUAACUUCGGAAUUGAUCUUGCUUAAAAUUAAUUAAUAAAGACCUCUUAACUAUUACUGCUGGUCACAUAUAAAUAAAAUAUAGUGUCGUGAUAUUCCCAAGUGCAGGAAACUUCGCAUAUAAAAAUGAAUAAAUUUAUACUUCUUAUGUUAUUUUUUUCGGCAUUUUUUUGCCAAAACCUGGGCGAUACAUUUGUAGCCGAUGAUUACAAAUGUUCCCUGCCCGACGUCACCUCGAUAGACAAAAAGUUGGACGUUGGCCGAUUUCGUGCAGACUUUGCCCGAGUUUCUGAAGUUAAAUUCCCUGGCCUCAUUGGACCACUGAAUGAGAGGCUCAUUUGCAAGAUCAAGUGCAUUGAUGGAAACUGGGUUGGACCAUUAUGCUCUCCAACACAAAAUGGCAGGUUUCAACCGAUUCUUCGAGAAUGCCUCUACCGCAACCAAAAUCCCCUUCUCGCUGUCACUUUCAAAAAUGACUCUAUUUUGAUUGACACGUACUUUCCUCACGGUUCGGUGCUGGCGGUGCGCUGCAAGCACUUCGGGCUUUACAAGUUCGUGGGCGAGAGCUUGCUUCGCUGCGACAACGGCGAGUGGUCUCACAAGAUGCCCAGCUGUGUGCCGACCUCCCUCAUCACCAACUAUACAGGUGGUGCCCCUCCUACCAUCCAGUACGUAACAGUGACAGGGUCUGCCGUGGUUGAGAAUAGAGGCGAGCUGUUGGUGUUCCCUGGCAGCACCCUGUGGCUCGACUGCCUGUGGCCGCGCGCGCCGGAACAGACGCCUGAAUGGAGCUGGAGUCACUCGGGGAGGCAUACCGCUGCAUGGGCAUCCCACGAAGGCGAGAAUGAGCUGCACUACCGGCUGGUACUGCCGCGCGUCACGCCGCGUCAGAGCGGCAACUACACGUGCACCUCGCCCGCCGGUUCAACUAACACCGUCUCCGUUAAAGUUGUUAAUAUAGUGUGCCCGCCCAUUAACGUGUCGUCGCCACACGUUAACCAGUUCGCGCAGGGCUCGCGACUUGGGAAUGCCGUCCACUUCAGCUGCCAGCCGGGCUACCAUAUCAAUGGGUCCGCCAUUAUCAGUUGUAUGGGCGACGGUCGCUGGUCAUCCGCGCCCCCCACUUGCGAGGAGACCCUGUGCCCCGGCCUGCGAGCGCCGGGCCCCCACGCAGCGCUUCUGGAGUACAACGCGUCGCUGGGCGGCCGCGCCGUCUUCGCCUGCGCCUGGGGCUACCGGCUCGUCGGCGCGCCGGGCCUCGAGUGCGAGCCCGGCGGACGCUGGUCGGCCGACGCCCCGCGCUGUUUGCCGAUCUACUGCCCGGACCCCUUGGUCCCCGCUCGCGGCCGUCUCGUCAAGGCGGCGGCCACCAGGGACGGCAAAUUCCCCGUCGGCGACCUGGUCGUCUACUCCUGCGAGGACGGGUACCAGGUGGAGGGAGAGAGCUCCAUCGUCUGCACCGAGAGCGGCUUCUGGUCGCACCCUCCCCCCUUCUGCCUGCCCCCCUCAGAGAUCCGGAAGGCUGACACCAUCUACGUUGAUAACACUACUCUCGUCAAUUUUGACGAGUCUUAAUGCGAACAUUCUAAACUAGCUAGUACGAAAACUGUUUUCUAUUUAAAAUUUAUGUAAACAACGGAUGCAAUGAACGUGGCCUAAGGGUUCCUUUUUUACCAUUUUGGUACUGAGCCCUAAAUCCACAUUUUAUCGUACAAUUCUAUAUGUAUGUAUUUAGAAGUAGCAAGAAAAGCCUUUGGCAAACAGUUUUAGAUUAAUUAAAAAUAUCUCAUUCUAUAUGUGGUUCUUGUAGUUUGUAAGGUCUUGAUUAAUAUAUACCAAAUAUUUACUAUAGAUAUUAAUAUAUACUAAAAUAAUUAUAUUAUAUUUUAUCAUCAUCAUCAUCAUUAUCAACCGAUAGACGUCGAUUGCUGGAUUGGAUUGUCUCUUGGAGGAAUUUCCACACGCCACGGUUUUGCACCGCCCUGAAUUCAGUGUCUCGCUGUGACUCUUUGGAGUACUCUGUCCACUUAAUCGCGGGUCUUCCUCGUACCAGCGACAUCAAACGAUUCGCAGGGAGCACGCAAGACUGGCGUAUGAAACUCCUAUGUCCAGCCGUGUACGUCUAUUGGUUGACGAUGUUGUCUACUGAUGCAAACAACGGACGCUGUGAAUGAAUUCUAAAAACUUGAUUGUACUGAAGUAACUGAUAUUCUAAAAUAGGAUAUAGGUAUAUUUUAAAAAACUUAUAUAAAUAACUAACUUGAAAAGAUAAGCUUUAUUAAAGUAAACAAAUGUUUUAAUGUUUAAUAAAUUGAGAGCGAUAUAUGAAUUGUUAUUUGUAGCUAAUACUGAGUGGUAUAUUUUAAAGACAAUGACAGAAAACAAUUGAGACUUAAAAUGCUUUAUUAAAGUGAAUAAAAUAUUUUAGUGUUUAUUGUGAGCUAUAUUCAUUAUAACUAAUACCAGCAGGACUCAUUAUAACUAAUAGCAGCAGGAAUAAGGACCUCUGCUAGAAGGUCUUACUAUCAAAAUUCAAAAUGUUUUUUGAAGUGCUUUUGAAUUGUCAAAAAAAUCUAUCACAUCAGUCCAGCUUGUAUUAGUUAUAUUAAUAUUAUUUAUAUAAUAUUACGAAGACGGUGUAUCCACAAUUUCUACUUACAAAAUGAUAUGAUAUACAGAAUUAUGUGUAACACACUAUUCUUCUUCUUUGUCGUAACACUCUUGGCAGAGCGGUCGUGUUCAUCAUGAAGUGACGUUUUGGGGGGCAGAUGUUACACGCCUCACGAGCAUUCGCCACUUCUCCCUGCUGGUCGACAUUCUGGUACACUCGUGCACGGCACCGCCCACAGCGCACUUAAUUUGAUCGGUCCAUCGCGUAGACGACCUUCCUCGCCCUCUGGUACCCUCCACCUUGUCCUGCGCCACAAGACGCUCAAUGGAGGCACUCUCACGCCGGGAGACAUGUCCGAAGAACUUUAGUAUGCGACCCUGUACUAACGCCGAAAGAUGUUUUUUAAUGCCGAGUUCUUGGAGUAUAGAGACGUUUAUUAUAAAUCCUUGGCGAACGCCUGCGUUACGCCGCACACACUAUUAUGUAAUCGAUAUUGAGAAUGAAGAUUUUAUGAUGAUUGUGCCAAAGAUUAUAUUGAGUACUAGAGAAUAAUUGUUUAAGUGCAUAAGUGAAAAGAGUUUUAUUCAAAUAAAUUAGGUGGAAUCUUUAUCAUUGGAACAGUUAUUAUAUGUAACACACUAUUAUUUAGUUGAUAUUGAGAACGAACAUUUUUUGAUGAUUGUGCCAAAGAUUAUAUUGAGUACUAGAGAAUAAUUUAUUAAGUAUGUAAGUGAAAAGAGCUUUAUUGAAAUAAAUUAGUUGAACCUUUAUCAUUCGAACAGUAUUAUAUGUAACACACUAUGUAGUUGAUUGAGAACGAACAUUUUUUGAUGAUUGUGCCAAAGAUUAUAUUGAGUACUAGAGAAUAAUUUAUUAAGUAUGUAAGUGAAAAGAGCUUUAUUGAAAUAAAUUAGUUGAACCUUUAUCAUUCGAACAGUAUUAUAUGUAACACACUAUGUAGUUGAUUGAGAACGAACAUUUUUUGAUGAUUGUGCCAAAGAUUAUAUUGAGUACUAGAGAAUAAUUUAUUAAGUAUGUAAGUGAAAAGAGCUUUAUUGAAAUAAAUUAGUUGAACCUUUAUCAUUCGAACAGUAUUAUAUGUAACACACUAUGUAGUUGAUUGAGAACGAACAUUUUUUGAUGAUUGUGCCAAAGAUUAUAUACCUAAGUACUAGAGAAUAAUUGAUUAAGUAUGUGUUAAAAGAGUUUUAUUGAAAUAAAUUAGUAGAACUAUCAA
This is a messenger RNA of Maniola jurtina (meadow brown), 3932 nucleotides long. RefSeq names its product locomotion-related protein Hikaru genki (gene hig). The record is from RefSeq and is a predicted model, not a curated record. The transcript is spliced from 10 exons. Lineage: Eukaryota; Metazoa; Arthropoda; Insecta; Lepidoptera; Nymphalidae. The coding region runs from base 211 to 1659 and encodes 482 amino acids.